AUGCGUUGGAUGUCCACUUUGCUUGCCUUGGCCGCGACAGGCGCAUUGCAAGUAAAUGCCCAGCAUGCCACGAUCCUGACAUUCCCUUCUAGUUCGGAUGGUGCGCUCAAGACAUUACCCAAACAACAACUUUUCAAGGAGGAAGCUCGGCUCAUCUUGCAGCUUCGCAUGCAAUCAUCCGUGGCAUCGGUCCUCGGAGCCGUUGAUGCAAAUACAGUGAAUCAUUUGAAUCAGUUCGCUGACAGCGACGCUAUCCUUUUCGGCGGAUAUGGUGGCAAGCACUCUACCGGAAAGAGUAUUGUGAUUCUGGAGGGGGUAGAGCAACAUACUGCCUCAGAAUUGCAAAGCAGCCAGCCAAACCAUAUAAUCGUUCCUCGGGUUUCCUCCCAAUUCAUCGAUGCGGAUCUUUUGGAAUCAUUCGGUGAAGGCGGGGACCGAGGAGAAUAUUGUGCAUUCAAUGACGAUGCUGGAGUUGCAUCGAUGAAGGCCCAGAAUGCGCAGGAAUGUCUUUCUCAGGACCCCAUGCUUGCUGGAAAAUCUGGCUUAUUUGCUCGUGGCUCCCUCGCUGCCAUUGACUCGGUGGAAGAUUGGACCAGCACAGAUAGUCAAACCUCCAUUUUGAAGUUGUCUUUCAAGUCGCAGGAUUCAAGCCACUCCGCUGCUGGUGCCCAGUUGCUCCGGUCUUUGAUUGCCCACCUGACUGAGCUAUCCGCAUCCAGCCAGCGUGAAAUCACAGCUGUGAUCUUACCACUGGGCUCUAAAUCCGCCUCACUUCGCCGAGGCGCAAAGAGCGUUCGAUCAUCCAUUGGUAACCACAAUUUUGCCCGGUCCACCCCCGACUCCCCCUUACUAUCAAACCUGGCACCGGUUUGCCAUUCAUCAAACUCCUCGUGCACUGAAGCGACCAGGAAUUGCUCUGGACAUGGCUCUUGCUACCUGAAGUUCGGAAGCGGGGUGGAAGGCACUACGGGCAAUUGCUAUGCAUGCAAAUGCCAACAGACCACUGUGAAGAAUAGCGAUGGCACCACAAGGUCUGUGCAAUGGGGUGGCUCAGCUUGCCAGAAGAAGGACAUCAGUUCACCUUUCUUUUUGAUUGCGAGUGUCACUCUUUUGGUCAUCCUUCUGGUUGGCAGUGCCAUUGGCAUGCUUUUCAGCAUGGGCGCACAGAAGCUGCCCAGUACAAUCAGUGCUGGUGUAAGCAACCCUAGAAGUCAGAUGUGA
Molecule: messenger RNA, 1221 nt
Organism: Penicillium salamii
Lineage: Eukaryota; Fungi; Ascomycota; Eurotiomycetes; Eurotiales; Aspergillaceae
Source: the annotation of a GenBank genome assembly